AUGACUGCAGGCACAACUCUAGUUACCAACUGGCCCGAAUCAUCAAGUGCGUCGGACAAUGAGAAGGGUAACGAAACCGACCGCUCACAACCCGGCGGCGCAUCACCGACUACAACACCAACUCCCUUUGAGUUUGAUGACCCUAAAGGAUGGAUCGCAGUAGCAGCAGCGGCUUGCUCUCUAUUUGUUUACCUAGGGGUUAUCUAUUCCUGGGGCAUCAUGCAAGUGAGACUUGUCGAAGUGACCGGAACUAGUCUCACAACCUUGACAUUCGUCGGAUCAUUAGCAACCUCGUUCAUGAUUUCACUCAGCAUCCUUUCUGGUAUGGCAGUCCGCAAGCUUGGAUACCAAAAGACAGCAUUUGCUGGCGGGCUGUUGAUGGGAUUGGGUGAGUUCCUUGCUAGCUGGACAACAAAGCAUGUUGGAGCUCUGUUUGUCUUCCAUGGUGUGAUAUUCGGGAUCGGCGGAGGUCUAUCUAUCUUUGCCUGCUCAACCGCCCCUCUGAGAUGGUUCAAGAGACACCGAGGCCUCGCCAUGGGCAUCGUGUUCGGAGGAGGAAGUCUUGGUGCCGCUAUCAUGAGCAUAGCAACCAAUCUUCUUGUCAAGCAAGUAGAUGUUGCAUGGACAUUCCGUAUUCUUGGAUUUAUGCUUUGGGGAGUUUGCAUACCAGCAUCUUAUUUCAUCCAGCAACCUACCGGAUCCGUGAACGCGGGAUUGAAGUUACAAUGGUAUCGGUUCAAAGAACCUCGGUUCCUUCUUAUCAUCGGCGGCACAGCGUUGUCAUGCUUUCCACUGUUCAUCCCACCAUAUUUCAUCCCAAUUUUUUCGCGAUCAAUGGGUUACUCGAAUCAGAUAGCCAUUGUUAUACUUGCAUCCUGGAACCUCGCUUCGACUGUUGGGAGAGUCUUGGGUGGCUACACAGCCGACCAUCUCCUUGGUCCACUUAAUAGUCUGAUUGUCUGCCUGCUUUGCAUCGGCCUCAGCUCAUUGGUCGUCUGGCCUCUCGCAUCGAGCGUUGGUAUCUUCUCCGUUUUCCUGAUCUUCAACGGCAUUGGAUGUGGCGCCUUCUUUAGUCUUGUACCCCCAAUGCUGGGUGCGACAAUGGGUCCUGAGAAUACGCUUGGUAUCCUGCCUAUCGUUUGGACUACUUGGUUUUGUGGCUUCUUCUUCGGUACUCCUAUAGCCUCUGGUAUCUAUUCACUGUCGGGAAGCGAUGGCGAUGAGGAUGUCUCAACCUUUAGGCCGGCUGCCUACUAUGCUGGCUGCAUGUCUAUGGUAGGGUUGUGGUUCAUCAUUCUUAUCCGCCUUGGUAUUUCCAAGCGACUUCUCGUUUGUGUAUAA
Molecule: messenger RNA, 1341 nt
Organism: Fusarium venenatum
Lineage: Eukaryota; Fungi; Ascomycota; Sordariomycetes; Hypocreales; Nectriaceae
Product: major facilitator superfamily domain-containing protein
Biological process (GO): transmembrane transport
Cellular component (GO): membrane
Molecular function (GO): transmembrane transporter activity
Source: RefSeq, a predicted model, not a curated record